This is a messenger RNA of Hippopotamus amphibius kiboko, 3625 nucleotides long. RefSeq names its product retinoic acid early transcript 1E (gene RAET1E). Gene Ontology annotation, biological process: antigen processing and presentation of endogenous peptide antigen via MHC class I via ER pathway, TAP-independent; immune response; antigen processing and presentation of endogenous peptide antigen via MHC class Ib. Gene Ontology annotation, cellular component: external side of plasma membrane. The record is from RefSeq and is a predicted model, not a curated record. Bases 1 to 1362 code for a protein of 453 amino acids. Lineage: Eukaryota; Metazoa; Chordata; Mammalia; Artiodactyla; Hippopotamidae. The transcript has 6 exons.
AUGACUGUCCUGAGGCAGCUGCCCCACGGCAUCUCUUGCAGAGUAAUUGACAAGAAGAGCGCUCUCGGUCUCCCGUCCGAGGCCACAAAUCCCGCCCAGGUUGGCAAGAAGAAAGCAGCUCGUGGUCGCCCCGCAUCCCCGGCACUUCGCGGCUCCGAGACCUCGCUCACCCGGCUCCGCGGCCCGCGUGCUCCCACGUCUCCCGGGGGCUGUGUGUUCCCGGCCCCGCGAGCCUGCCCGGAGCGCGGUCCCCCGAGCGCGGCGACCUCGGCGCGGGCGCCUCUCUGCAGCCGCGGCGGGUUCCGCUGCCCGCGACGCCGCUCGGGACGCGGCCGGCCGAGCUCUGGCGAGCCGGGGCCGCGGGACCUAGGGGAGAGAUUCCACAGAAGGCUGACGGCUUCAAACCGGAAACCGCGGCGAGGGAGUUUUCGCAACUUCUCUGGCGCUUGCAAACACCGACCGUCACAACCUGCGAAGGCAGCGUCGGGUGGACCCGGCAGGCGAGGACCGCGCCCCACCCAUCGCAGGCGUUCCACCCCGCACACUGAUGGUCACUCUCUCUGCCUCAAGCUCACUGUCAAAUCUCAGUCCAGACCUGGGCAACCCUGGUGUGAAGUCCAGGGCUCAGUGGACACAAAGCCUUUCCUCCGGUAUGACAGUGACAGCAACAAGGUCAAAGCUUUGGGUCUCCUGGGGGAGGAGGUAAAUGCCACAAAAGCAUGGACAGAAUUGAGCGAAAUGCUGCGAGAAGUGUGUCAAGAGCUCAGGAUGGUCCUGCCUGUCAUGAAACUGGAGCAAAAGGAGCCCGGGGGUCCUCCCACCCUGCAGGUCAAGCUGUGUUGUCAGCGUGAGGCCGAGCGACGCACUGGUGCAUCUUUGCACUUCAACCUCAGUGGACAGCCAGCCCUCGUCCUUGAUGCGAUGAGCAUGAACUGGACAGUCCUCAAUCCUGGAGCCACAGGGAUCAAGGAGGCGUGGGAGAACAACCAGGAACUGGCCGCGUAUUUCAGCAAGAUCUCAAUGGGAGACUGCGGUCACUGGUUUAGGGAAUUCCUUGAACACUGGGAGAACAUGCUGGAACCAGAGCCCACAGAACCACUAAUAAAGGCCCUAGAUAAUGACCAGUCUGCAUCCAUCCCAUCAAUUGCAUGGAUCAUCCCAUUGAUCUUCAGCUGCUUAGUCCUAACUGGCUUCAUCAUCAUGAAACUUAGCGAGAAAUCAGGGACCACAGCAGGUGAGAAGCAAGCUGGCCUCUGGCUCCCAGGCAGGGCAUGUUCUGGUAAGGACUUAAGAAAGGCCUGUCGCUUUAAUCAGCUGGAAUGUCUGCCAGCUCAGCUGAGCUCCUUACAAGGAGUGGUGUGAUGUGGUUGGACAUCUGAAGAGAACUGGAGCCAGUCCGAACAGAAAGCAACACACAACGUGUGUGUCACUUGGUAUCUCAAAGCCGAGACAACAUGUUUACGUUUAUGCUAACAUGACUCAUACCUCACUGUGUGUUGCUUCCGAUCGAUUUUCAGCUUACCCAGGUCACAAAUUACUUUCUGACCUGGGUAAGUUGGCAGCCUCACUUAACCUCAGUUUCCUCCUCAGUCACUCAGGAAGAGAGUUAAGCCUCACUUAAGCUCUGUUUCCUCCUCACUCAGUCACUCAGGAAGAGAAUCAGAACCACUCUGCUAAGGAGUAAGGAAAAUGUGAGAUCACGCUGGCAAAGCACUUGGUACCCAGAAGAUGCUUAACAAAUAUCAGUUCUCCUCAUUGAUUGGGGAAGGCUCCUGUUACUUUUAAAAUCUCCUUGAACCCCAGAGAGAAACCCUCUACUCCCUCUUCUGACUAGAGAACCCCAAAUCUCUCCCUUUACCGAAAUUCUGAUUUCCUUUCCUUCACUAUUUUUUUUUCUUUAUUCACCUUGAUGCUUUUUUUUCUUGGGAGACUUGAAAUACAUUAUUAUAAAUAUCAAAUUUUAAAAUACUAAACAUACAUGUGGUAACACAAUGUACUCUUUCUUUGUACUAAUAAUAGCUUAUAGUUUAUUUUAUUUUUUAAUUAAAAAUUGUUAUUGAAGUGUAGUUGAUUUCCAAUGUUUUGUUAGUUUCAGGUGUACAGCAAAGUGACUCAGUAAUGUAUUAUACAUAUGUAUAUAUACUAUAUAGGUUAUUAUAAAAUAUUAAGUAUGGGUUCCUGAGAUAUACAAUAGGUUCUUGUUAUCUAUUUUAUAUAUAGUAGGAUGUAUAUGUAGUAGCUUAUAUUUUAAAUGGAAACUCUGAGCUCUACUUAAAAGAGACAUGGAAUUUGUUUUUGUUUUUUUUUUUUGGUUGUGUCACAUGGCUUGCGGGAUCUCAGUUACCCAUCCAGAGUUUGAACCUGGGCCAUGGCAGUGAAAGCUCAGGAUCCAAACCACUAGGCAACGAGGGAACUCUGGAAGUAUUUUUUUUAUUGAAGUAUAGUUGAUUUACAAUAUUGUGUUAGUUUUGGAUGUACAGCAAAGUGAUUCAGUUAAAAAAUAUAUAUAUAAUAAACUAUAAUGCAAAAUAAUCUGGAAAACUAUAUAUAUAUACACAUUAUACGAGGGUGAAUCAAAAAUAUCCAGGUCAUAUUAAUACUUCUGUUGGCCUCACUGUCUUAUCAGCACUUUCUGUUCAAGGCUGCUGUCUCUCCAGUUGCUGCUGUGCAUGUGCGAAUGUGUUACAUCAGUUCAUUUGUAAUUGUGGUGCAAGCAAAAAUGGAUGCCCCACUUGUGAUUUGCACAAAAAAAGAGUAGCAUGCAGUGAUUCGUUUUCUGUGGUCUGAGGGUGUGCCUGGUGCUGUUAUUUAUCGAAGACUUUGUGUGCAGUAUGGAGAAAGUGUUUUGUCAAGAAACAGUGUGUAUGAAUGGAUAGAGAAGUUCCAGGAAGGUCACAGAAGUGUUAGCCAUCAAGAAGGAGCUGGACACCCAUCUACGUCCACAGAUUAAAUGCAGAGGACUGCUGUCCAAGGGCGUUGUGAUCUUGCAUGUUAAUGCGUGUCCGCACACUUCUGCCCACACUGUUGACACUCUGCAAAAACUUCGUUUUGAGAUGUUAAAGCAUCCUCCCUAUAGUCCUGAUCUUGCUCCAUCAGACUUUCACCUGUUUGGUCCCCUGAGAGCAGCCCUAUGAGGACCAAGAUUCACUUCUGAGGAAGUGAAGACAGCAGUGCAUUCACGGCUCGCAGUUCAGCCUAAAACAUUUUUUAAUGAGGAAAUACGAAAGCUUGUUGAUGGACAAAGUAUAUUGAAAAGCAAGGAGAUUAUGUCAAAAAAUGGUGUAUUUGUCUUUUCUAAAAAUUAAUUAAAAUAAAUUCUAUAGCCAGAGUGCGGAUAAUUUUUGACUCAUCCUCGUAAUUUCAACAAUUUCAAAAAAUUUUCAAAAUUGCCCAAAUACUAUAAAAUGUGAUUCCUUCGUUUGGCAGAGUAUGAAGGCUCUUUAGUCAGCAGAAGUAAAAACUGGUCCUGGAGCCUAUUUGGGCAAGGAGUAUGAAAAACCUUAAAAAUGUCCAAUCCUAAUCUACAGACUAUAAGGUAAUAAAUUUCUGUUAUUUUGAGCCACUACGCUUGUGGUAAUUUGUUACAACUACAGUAGAAAACUAGACAGACAUUAUCGAAGGUGCU